This is a messenger RNA of Symbiodinium necroappetens, 538 nucleotides long. Lineage: Eukaryota; Dinophyceae; Suessiales; Symbiodiniaceae. The record is from the annotation of a GenBank genome assembly.
GCUUGGCGGCUGACAGCCGCAUGGGCUUGCAGGAGCGGCAGGCCGGCUCUCCGCAGGAACUUCGGCUUCGCGCAUCCAAGGUUGCUGCACAAGCACGGCAUGCCCUCGAAUUGGAUGGUCGAGGACCCUUGGGGUUCUUCCUGAACAGCGAGGCACUCGAGUUUAUCAGCCGCCGGCAGCAAAGGCUACUGCAAAUGACUCGGCUGAAAGACCUUGUCCACCACACAACGCCCCGGAAGCAUUGGGAGAUGGCUGAAGAGCUCUACGUCGUGCGUCCCGGUGAGCGCAUCCCGGGUCCAGAGACUCUUCUCCCAGGUCAAAAGCCGAUUGGCCUCCGCUUCGAGUAUGACCGCUUGGAGAUUCCAGAUCAUUACCUUCGAGAGGCCGGCAUGGAGAAGCACUCUGAUGCUCUGGCAGAGCGCCUCCUAGACGAUGGGGAGGCCCUGGAGCCGUUAGAUCCUACGGAGCUGUCCUGGUGGUCUUCUGGGGCAAUCGAAGUUACCUGGCAAGCAUUGCAGGUGUUUUGCUCUCUUGCUAG